AUGAAGCCUCUUGGAGAGCACCAGGAGCGGAAACAGGUAUGGCGGAGCGCGCGCGCGCACGUAGCAAGCCAUGACCGUGGCCAAAGUAAGGAUAUAGAGCGCCGCAAACAGGAUCUGGCCGAAGGCAAUAUCGCGACCCUCAUCCGUCACGCCAUGCAGGAAGGAGUAUAUGUAGACGUGGGCAGCCGGGUAGACGAGGGGGCCCGUGGACCCCUUGAUGGCGGUAUAAUCACGUUCGCCGGCAUGGUAGAGCGAGACCUGCUGCAUAUACGUUGUCCAAUCGAUCUCUGUGUCUGUUGUUCGGAUCGAUCUCUCAGUCUUGUUGUGCACGAAUUGGAGGGGAAUAAUAAAAGGACAAGUAUGCAGGAGCUCAACUGGGUAUGCAUGGAGUACGGAGUAAUACUCACAAGGGAUCUUCCAGAUGAUGAGGCCGCAGAGGACCGCAUCCGCAAGGACGAGCAGCGGCGCGAUCCAUCGUGUAUGCUUCGGGUUCCUGCAAAGGUCGGUUACCAAUUGAUACAAAUCCAUUGCUGCGACCUGGACAUGAUUAUUCCGUAUAAUGCUGUUUAUCAGCAAGGUGGCUUGUCAUCCAACUUUAGUUCCCUGCAGGCCGGCGGCUCGGGUCGGCGCCUCGGGCAGCACCUCCAGCUGAAUCGGGUAAUCGUCACUGCGCAAGACUUUGGUGAAGGAGGUUUCUACUUAGUAGUGAUUUAA
Messenger RNA from Rasamsonia emersonii CBS 393.64, 714 nucleotides. RefSeq lists its product as uncharacterized. NCBI's taxonomy places the organism in Eukaryota, Fungi, Ascomycota, Eurotiomycetes, Eurotiales, Trichocomaceae. The transcript has 2 exons. The record is from RefSeq and is a predicted model, not a curated record. Bases 1 to 714 code for a protein of 237 amino acids.